UGCUGAGGGAGGGGGGAGGGGGGACACAGAGGGAGGAAGAAGCGGCGGCGGCGGCUCCUCUUUGCAGAGGGGGAAAACUCCGAGGAAUAAGAGCAGGAAUAAUGCGGUAGGCAAGGCGGGCUCCUGGCUCCCGGCUCCGGCAGCAGCGGCGAUAGCCUGAGCAGCGGCCGCGGCAGCGGCAGCAACAGCGGCAGCACCCCCAGGCGCUGACAGCCCCACCGGCCGGCUCCCUCUCUGACCGCCGACUGUCAAUGGAGCUGGAAAACAUCGUGGCCAACACGGUCUUGUUGAAAGCCAGGGAAGGGGGCGGAGGAAAGCGCAAAGGGAAAAGCAAGAAGUGGAAGGAGAUCCUGAAGUUCCCUCACAUUAGCCAGUGUGAAGACCUCCGGAGGACCAUAGACAGAGAUUACUGCAGUUUAUGUGACAAGCAGCCAAUUGGAAGGCUGCUUUUCCGGCAAUUCUGUGAAACGAGACCUGGGCUGGAGUGUUACAUUCAGUUCCUGGACUCAGUGGCAGAAUAUGAAGUUACUCCAGAUGAAAAACUGGGAGAAAAAGGGAAGGAAAUUAUGACUAAGUACCUCACCUCAAAGUCCCAAGUUUUCAUCGCCCAAGUCGGCCAGAACCUGGUCUCCCAGACUGAGGAGAAGCUCCUUCAGAAACCCUGCAAAGAGCUCUUUUCUGCCUGUGCACAGUCUGUCCACAACUACCUGAGUGGAGAACCCUUCCACAAGUAUCUGGACAGCAUGUAUUUUGAUCGCUUUCUCCAGUGGAAGUGGUUGGAAAGGCAACCAGUAACCAAAAACACUUUCAGGCAGUACCGAGUGCUAGGAAAAGGGGGCUUUGGGGAGGUCUGUGCCUGCCAGGUUCGGGCCACCGGUAAAAUGUACGCCUGCAAGCGCUUGGAGAAGAAGAGGAUCAAAAAGAGGAAAGGGGAGUCCAUGGCCCUGAACGAGAAGCAGAUCCUAGAGAAGGUCAACAGUCAGUUCGUGGUCAACCUGGCCUAUGCCUACGAGACCAAGGAUGCACUAUGCUUGGUUCUGACCAUCAUGAACGGGGGUGACCUGAAGUUCCACAUCUACAACAUGGGGAACCCCGGCUUCGAGGAGGAGCGAGCCCUGUUCUAUGCUGCAGAGAUCCUGUGCGGCUUGGAAGACCUGCACCGCGAGAACACCGUCUACAGAGAUUUGAAACCUGAAAAUAUCCUGUUAGACGAUUACGGCCACAUUAGGAUCUCGGACCUGGGCCUGGCCGUGAAGAUCCCUGAGGGAGACCUGAUCCGCGGCCGGGUGGGCACCGUCGGCUACAUGGCUCCGGAGGUCCUGAACAACCAGAGAUACGGCCUGAGCCCCGACUACUGGGGUCUGGGCUGCCUCAUCUAUGAGAUGAUCGAGGGCCAGUCGCCGUUCCGAGGCCGCAAGGAGAAGGUGAAGCGGGAGGAGGUGGAUUGCCGGGUCCUGGAGACCGAGGAGGUGUAUUCCCACAAGUUCUCCGAGGAGGCCAAGUCCAUCUGCAAAAUGCUGCUCACCAAAGAUGCAAAGCAGAGGCUGGGCUGCCAGGAGGAGGGGGCUGCAGAGGUCAAGAGACACCCCUUCUUCAGGAACAUGAAUUUCAAGCGCUUAGAAGCCGGCAUGUUGGACCCCCCCUUCAUUCCAGACCCCCGGGCUGUAUACUGUAAGGACGUGCUGGACAUUGAGCAGUUCUCCACUGUGAAGGGCGUCAACCUGGACCACACGGAUGAUGACUUCUACUCCAAGUUCUCCACCGGCUCCGUGCCCAUCCCCUGGCAAAACGAGAUGAUAGAAACAGAAUGCUUUAAGGAGCUGAACGUGUUUGGACCCAACGGUACCCUCUCGCCAGACCUGAACAGGAGUCACCCACCAGAACCACCAAAGAAAGGGCUGCUCCAGAGACUCUUCAAGCGUCAGCAUCAGAACAAUUCCAAGAGUUCGCCCAAUUCCAAGACCAGUUUUAACCACCACAUAAAUUCAAACCAUGUCAGUUCAAACUCCACUGGAAGCAGCUAGUUGCAGCUUGGUCUUGAAGUCCACGGUGGGACCAGCCUAGACCCUUCUCCUUAGAAGCGGAUCUCGUGACCGGUGGAGCUUCUGCUCUGGCUGGGCGGCCGGGGGAGCCCCCGAGGAGCCGGGGAAGGAGGCCGUCACCCCCUCGACGCAGAGCCUCCAGGCUUCUCAAAGCGAUUUCCACUCAGGUCUGUUUGCAGAGGUGGCCCUCGAGCCGGGGUGGACUGGAUUUGUCUCUGUCGGACUUUGCAAUAGAAAUCCAAUUGGAUACGACGACUUGCACGUAUUUUAAUAGCGUCAUAACUAGAACUGAAUUUUGUCUGUAUUAUUUUUAAAGAAAAGUUUUGUAAAUUUCUCUAUUGCCUCAGUUUACAUUUUGUAUAUUUGUAUUUAAAUGAAAGUCAGACUCUGAGGGUGUAUAUUUUCUGUGCAGCCACUGUUAAGCCAUGUGUUUUCAGACAUUUUAGAGGGGGUGGGGAGAUUAAAAAAAAAAAAUGUGACUCAAGACUUCCAGAGCCUCAAAUGAGAAACGUUUUUAUUAAAUGUAGAAAAUGAUUCACUUUUCACCUUUAAAAGGAUUGGUUGUAUCCAUCUCUCGAAGCUUUCCCUCACAUUGGUGUCACCCUUCUGUUGGCUUGUAAGAACCGGAAUUAAGUGCUCCGAGACACUGUUGGGACUUCACCCCCAGCCACAGCGUCCUUUACUAGGGCCGUGGGGUUUGGGGCCCGCUCCAGCAGGACGUGCCCUGUUCCCGCAGGGGCACACGGGGCCCUUGUUGCUUUGGGUCGGCCUCCUUCCAUCUGAAAGGCGGCAGGUCUGUGGAGCCCCGUGUCUUCAGCACAGUGGUCUCUGGGUCUCUUUCUUUCUAAGCAGGUUCUGACUGCUAAAGCCAGCGUGUUUUCAAGAGGCUUGUGUGUGGGAUUUUUGUUUCAUUCUAUUUUUAAGAGAAGCAUCACGAUGAUAAGGAGCAGUGACAGAGCCCCAAGUGUCCCAAACCUUUAUGGCCCAUGGGAGCAUCAGGGAGUGGGGUCAGUGGGUUAUCCUGGAUGAAUCUGUAGAGGGGAGGUGGGCUUGCCCAGGGACUCUGGGUGCAUUCCUUAAGUGUUUAUGAGGUCACAGGGUCUCGAGAGCUUCCCAGGGCCCGCAGAUUCAUUGGCCCAGGUGGCAUGGAUGGGUUGGCUCUCCAGAAGGCCUAAGGAGAGGUUGGGCCACCAAAGAAGCUCAAGACAAACUCACUGUCACCUCCUGGGAGGGUGGGGCAUCUUAAGGAAUUGGGCACAGGUAACCCCAGGAGGACUUGGGGCCUUUCCCAGACCAGGGCCUCUGAGGGCUGUCCCCAGGCUCUUAGAGCAUGGCCAUCUAGUCCCAGGGAGCCACUGGCCCCCCUUACUGCUUCUGAGAGGUGACAGCAAACCCGCCCUUGUCUCCCCUCUGGGACAGGAUAAGAGGCUCACUUCCCCUGCUCCUCUGCCUGGCUGAGUCCCUGGAGACGGAGUUGGCCUCAGUCAGACCUGGUCUCAGCCACCGGGAAACUGCCAGGGUUUCUCCCAGUGCGGGCCCUGCACUCAUAAAAUGCAGAUUCACCCCAAACCUAGGCGUCUGCAUCUUUUGAAAGCUUGCCAGGUCAUCCUGACGCACCCUAGGCCAUUCGUGGGACUGUAGAUGUGACCACCCCAAACGUAUUUCUCUAGGUGACCCAGGCAGCUUUGGGCAUGAGCUUCUGCGGGGGGACAGAGCAGUGAGGGUGUCAGCCUUGUGUCCCAGUUUCCAUGCUCUUUUCCUAAACGUUACCAGUGGUCCUGGAGUAUCAUUCUCGAAAGCCUGACCUUUGGGACUGAUCAUUUUGAGGUUAUUUUUAUGAACAAACGGGAGAGAAGAAACAGCUGGCCUUCUCAGGUCCCUUUAAUGGGCAGUAUUCUUUUCUUCAGGACCAGCUCUGGUCUUACAAGGCUGCCUGCAUUACCCUUCUUGGGCUGAAUACAAGAUAAAUACAAACAGCUAUCUUCGGUUUUUGCCAAGAAGGGGACAGCCCCGUGACCCCAACCUCUUUUAAGAUCCCCAGGCUCUUGCUGACCCUCCUUUCUUAGUGACAAGAAGGACGGUCAUCGUCCUGGGACAAUCACCAGCCCAAGCCACAGCCCCCCUGUCCAGCAGUUUCAUUUAUUUUGUCCAAUUAACAGCAGCCCAACCCUUACCAAGUGGACUGGCAUUGAGAGGCCAGUCUCUUUUCAUGCCUCAAAGCCAACACACUGUCCAUUUGCAGUAGAGAGUCCUCAAGGAGAGAGAAAGAAAACAUAGAUCUAUUUAGUGUACUUCUAUGUCGUGGGAGCUCAAAUGAUGCGACAGCACGGGUCCUGUGCGACUUAAAAUAACUGGAAUCUUCCUUCACGUUCGCCAGUCCCCUGCGAGUGCCCAUAGGACAUAGGGUCAGAGGUCCUGGCCUUGUCAAACCUAUUCUUCCUUUUGGCCCAUUGCUUUGUACAAGAGAAGGGAAGUCUUAAUUUAGAACAGUGCCUGAAAAUUCGCCCUCCUCUCACCAAGUCCCCAGGUCCCCAUAAAUCCUGUCUCUGACCCUUCUCCCCUCCCCCCCCCCAAUUGCUUCUACUCCAACUUGUUUCCUAUAACUGCAUUUUUAAAGGUAUUUUUUUAUU
This is a messenger RNA of Hipposideros armiger (great roundleaf bat), 4672 nucleotides long. RefSeq names its product G protein-coupled receptor kinase 5 (gene GRK5). Bases 252 to 2024 code for a protein of 590 amino acids. NCBI's taxonomy places the organism in Eukaryota, Metazoa, Chordata, Mammalia, Chiroptera, Hipposideridae. Gene Ontology annotation, biological process: signal transduction; regulation of signal transduction; protein phosphorylation. Gene Ontology annotation, molecular function: ATP binding; G protein-coupled receptor kinase activity. Gene Ontology annotation, cellular component: cytoplasm. The record is from RefSeq and is a predicted model, not a curated record. The transcript has 16 exons.